CUGUCAGACUUGUUUUGUAGUUUAAGCCUAUUGUAAGCAAGUCAACCAUACACAAUUAUGUAAUCCUGUCUGGAUGGCUGUCUGGACUGAACUAGGUGCAAAAUUACGAAUUGUACCAUGAAAGUCUGGAAAGAUAAUUGAUAUUAAUAAACGAUUCGAUGAUUUGUCAGUAGACUUCAGGCUGUUAACAACGUCUGCAAUUCAGCAAAUCAGGCCUCCUGAGAGAAUAUCACGUAACGUCAUUAAUAUUCAUGAGCCAACCUCUCAGCAGCAGUAGGAUUCAAAGCCUGACUUGUCACUGCAAAUGAGAGGCUGUACAAAGGCGGGGCCUAGCCGACCGGGGAGGUGUGGCACGAAUGGACGGAUUUCAUCCCUCCCCGUCUUUUUGUAGUCAAGGAAGAAGAAAGAUGGCCCCUACAAAUGUACUGAGAUGCUGCCAGAGGGCUCUGGCAUGGAUACCGGUUAUAUUUAUUGCCUUAGUGGUGUGCUGGUCUUAUUAUGCUUACGUGGUGGAGCUGUGUAUAUUCACCAUUCCCAGCACUGGUGAAAAAAUCAUCUACCUGGUUGUCUUUCACCUGUCAUUCAUCAUGUUUGUGUGGUCUUACUGGAAAACAAUUUUUACAAGACCAGCCAACCCUUCCAAAGAGUUUUGUCUACCCAAAGCUGAGAAGGAGCAGUAUGAGAAGGAACAACGGCCAGAGACUCAGCAGGAGAUCUUGAAGAGAGUGGCCAGCAGUCUGCCCCUCUAUACCCACACUGCGGCUGGAGCUAUCCGUUACUGUGACCGCUGCCAAGUGAUCAAACCAGACAGAUGUCAUCAUUGUUCUGCAUGUGACAUGUGUGUUCUGAAGAUGGAUCAUCACUGUCCAUGGGUGAAUAACUGUGUGGGUUUCUCCAAUUACAAGUUCUUCAUUCUUUUCCUGACGUAUUCGCUUGUUUACUGCUUAUUCAUUGCAGCCUCUGUCCUCCAAUACUUCAUAAAGUUCUGGACAAGUGACCUGCCAGAGUCUCACGCCAAAUUCCAUGUCUUGUUUCUCUUUUUCGUGGCGGCCAUGUUCUGCAUCAGCAUUCUUUCACUCUUCACUUACCACUUGUGGCUUGUGGGAAAAAACAGGUCCACCAUAGAAGCGUUCAGAGCCCCGGUCUUCAGAAACGGCCCGGAUAAAAAUGGAUUCUCCCUAGGCUUUUGCAAGAACAUUGCUCAGGUGUUUGGGGACCAGAAAAAGUACUGGCUACUUCCUGUCUUUACAAGUCAGGGAGAUGGUCUCUCUUUUUCUACACCUUUGGUCACUAGUGAUCCAGAGCAGCCUAUUGAAUGUCUCCAGCCUGAUGGCUUGGCUAAAGGUGCUGUAGAUAGUUCUGAUGAGGAAUGCAACCCUUUAAGUGAAUCACAAAACCAUCUGCUCGGCAACGAUUACCACUGUGAAGAAGAUCACAAAGAGAUAGAUGUCUUAAAGUCAGAUAAAAGUGAGGCCAUCACUAUCUCCAUUGAGAGCGAGUCAUAGCCAGGACUCAAGCUGGGCAGGGGUGAGUCCUCCGUGCCUUUGACUCCCAGUACUGGGGACUGUUGAGGAGAAUCACAAUCAUCAAAACUGAUGCCUUAAACAGCUCUUUUCUCGGAAUGCUCCUUAACACUUUCCUACGUCAAUUGCUUGUGGAAAGACCCAAAUCACUCCAUUACAGUCUGUAAAAUUACUCUCAGUCCCCAUUCAGCUGUAGCAGCUGUACUUGCAUCCAUUUUUUGCACAGCAAACUGUUUCAUUGCUCAGGUCUACACAGAUCUACAAGACUUCUCAACAAUGCAUGAAAAUUGAGACAGAUAGAAUUUUUUUUUAACUCUCCCCUAUGUGUUUAAGAAAUGCACCAGUGCUGCUCCUCAGUCAACCCAAUGCAGCUGCCAAGGUCUUGCACCAACUGCUGUUUACGUGGAGGGCAAUGGAAAAACAGACAAAACACCGGCUCUGUUCUGGAUCUGUACAAAGUGAAAGGUCUAACUGAGCUGGACUGGAAUCCUUUGUGCCACAGAAUAAGUGUUGAUAGGUUCAGUUAAAGGGUUAAAGAACAUUGCAGAGCACAAGAUGGUGCAUUCACACUUUUUAAAGAGUUUCCCUUUUUAAAACUCCAUUCAAUUCUUUAUUAAAGAUAUAAACAGACAAGUUCGCAAAGUGCAACAGAGUGUGAUAAGGCAUUGGACGCCCACAGAAGACUGAAACAAUCCUUGUGUAUUCUUAAGCUGCUCCACUUGUAUGGUGACUUAUGUUUUUAUUAUUUUUUCAUUGUUCUGAGAUGAUUCUGGUGUGAAAUGUUGUGCACAUGUUGGCCACCUAACAUAUGCCAAAUAAAGGGCUUAAUACCAUAGCUCUGUGUUUACAAAAUGUUAGUAAUACCUCUCUGCUGUCACAGUGUGGCAAGUAUUACCUUGGAAACCAAAUGAAACUGCUGUGGUGUAAAGCCCACUAAUCUCUGUAGGUUCCUCCUGCAGUAUUAGAACUGGUGGCACUUACAUGACAGUAUAAAUACAGUAUCGCAGCAGAGUCAGUCAUCUUUGGUAUUGUAUCAUCAGACUAUAUAUUCAUCUAAUUUCUCAAUGCAUUGUGUUUGUCUUUAUAUUUCUAUACAUAAAUGUUGUUUAUAGCUGUUUUUGGAUUGUUUAAAUUCAGAAUAUCCUUUUUUUAAUUUUUUUUUUUAUUUAGCAAGUGCUUUGGUAAAGCAGUAAAAGUGAUUACUUUUGGUCCAGCCUGGAUCACGGUGUUAAAUAAUUGUGCCCGUCAGCCGUGACUGUUGCGUGAGCUUGUGUAAAUGAUGUUUGGAGAUCCAGAUGUGUAUCUAUGCGUUACGAAGUGAACCGCAGUGAUUGCUGCCUUGUGUGCUUGUUUGUUAUCUGAAGUAUAGAAGAGCUGCCUUGACAAAUCAAGAGAUGCAUGCAAGCAGGCACCAGUGUGUUGCUUUUGUAGAGUGUUUGAUGGAUUUGCUGUUGAACUUUAUAAAAAUCAGUGUCAACUGGUAAAGUGUCAAAUUACCUGUAAAACAGGUAAAUACAACAUUAAAAAGAGGAUAUGACAUCUCCCCACAUGAAACUGGAUUAAGAUUUCUGGGAAACUGGUAAGAUUUAAGUAUUACCAGAGUGGAGUGAGAGGGUGAUACCUCAUCCAAUAAUAAAAAUUCAUGCUCAAUGUGAGUCAAACCCUUAACACUUUGUUUAAUAAUUUUAUACCAUGACUUGCACCAUACAUAUAGAAUAUUAGCAUUAUAUUCAUGAUGUUAGCCAGAGGGGAACUGGCCCCACAGUGAGCCUGGCUUCUCCCAAGAUUAUUUUUCUCCAUUAACCAACAUCUUAUGGAGUUUUGUGUUCCUUGCCACAGUCACCUUCGGCUUGCUCACAGGGAUUCUAAAUACAAUUAUUAUUUAAUUACUUAUUUUUAAACACAAUUCACAAUCUUAUUUGAUCAAACUAUACAAUGAUGACUCUUAAGACAUUAUAGAUAUUACAGUUUAAUUUUCUGUUAAUGCAUGGUUUUCUGUAAAGCUGCUUUGAAAUGAUGUGUGUUGUAAAAGGUGCUAUACAAAUAAAAAUGACAACUUGACUUGAAUGCCUCAAUCACUAUUCACUUUCAUUGUUCAGAGAAAAAAGUUGCUACUAUGUGAAUGGUGACUGAGGUUAACAUUUUGACUAACUUCUCUUUUUGUGCUCCAUGGAAGAAUGAAAGUCAGUUGGAUUUAGAAUGACAUGAGGGUGAAUAAAUGAUGACAACAUUUUUAUUUUGAGUGACCUAUCCCUUUAAGCAGACAUUUGUGAUGUUUCAGUGCUGAGAAAAUCUUAAUUAUUGAAUUUACUUUGAGUUUGUAAAACAUGUAUUUAAUACAUCAACUUUGUUAGCACACUCUAAUCUCUUCUUGCUGCUGGUUACGAAGAUUGCAGCAAGUUACAGCUUUUUCUAGUCUAGCUGGUUUUUGUCUUGGUAAGGUCCCUGUGAUACAUAAUGCUCUUUUGAAAUGCCUUCUUAUAUGAAUUGAAAAUUGGUGCAUCUUUGUUCUGCCUCAAAGCAUAGCAUUAAAACCAUUCUUUUAUUUAUAGUCUUUUUAUUAAUUUUUGUCUUUUAUUUUUAAUAAAGCAAAAGUACAUAUGAAGCCAUAAUUAAAUUAUUAUAGAGGAACUGUUGCUGACUUUUUAUUUUAUUUUUUCCUUCUUAUUUUUAGUUUUCGGUUACCAUCCAAAUAAAAAAACUGAAGAACUUGUGUUUAAAUACAUGUCAAGAACAGUUACAUGUUUGAUCUACUGAUGUGCAAACUUGGAGGAUAUCAUUUUGUUUUUAAUUACAUCUUUUAAAAUAUGUAUGUUACAGAUAAUGUACAAAGAAUGACAUAUUUUUUAAUUUUAUCAUGGAUAUUUUGUGAAUAAUGUAUGCCUAUAUGUAACAUGUAACA
Myxocyprinus asiaticus (Chinese sucker) is the source of this 4425-nucleotide messenger RNA. RefSeq names its product palmitoyltransferase ZDHHC20-B-like. The transcript is spliced from 13 exons. Gene Ontology annotation, molecular function: protein-cysteine S-palmitoyltransferase activity. Gene Ontology annotation, biological process: peptidyl-L-cysteine S-palmitoylation; protein targeting to membrane; synaptic vesicle maturation. Bases 357 to 1505 code for a protein of 382 amino acids. Gene Ontology annotation, cellular component: Golgi apparatus; endoplasmic reticulum. Lineage: Eukaryota; Metazoa; Chordata; Actinopteri; Cypriniformes; Catostomidae. The record is from RefSeq and is a predicted model, not a curated record.